Molecule: messenger RNA, 1683 nt
Organism: Tribolium castaneum (red flour beetle)
Lineage: Eukaryota; Metazoa; Arthropoda; Insecta; Coleoptera; Tenebrionidae
Product: triokinase/FMN cyclase
Exons: 5
Coding region: 1-1668 (555 amino acids)
Biological process (GO): glycerol catabolic process
Cellular component (GO): cytosol
Molecular function (GO): glycerone kinase activity
Source: RefSeq, a predicted model, not a curated record
AUGGAGAGCCCCCUUGAUGUGGGGAGUGGGCCGGUGAAGGUGCGCGACGCCCUUCUGGGGCUCACUGCGCUCAACCACGACGUGGUCUUGCUCGACUACGGCAAUGUCGUGAUCCAAAGGGAUUACAGGAACUUGUCAAAGGUCCGACUAUUGUCAGGCGGUGUCGCUGGGACUGACCUAAUUCACGCCGUUUGUGUGGGCAAAGGGAUGCUAACGGCUGCCAUUCUGGGGGAGGAGACGGUGCCAAGCUCCCGUCAAAUUCUGCACACGAUUAAGGAGCUGAACGAAGGGGACAAUUGCGGGAUUUGUGUGAUAGUGCAAGCAAACGCUGAUUUGUUCAAUUUUGGGUUGGCGGUCGAACGGGCCAACACGGACUGCCGGACACGAGUUAAACUACUCCCAAUUAAUGACGAUAAGAGCGCUAAAAAGGAGCGAUAUUCGUGCGGGUUUAUCCUCCUGGCUAAAAUUCUGGGGGCCUUGGCGGAAAGCGGCGCCUUGUACAAUGAUGUUUGCGAGUGUUAUAAACAAAUAAUUGAUCAAAUUAUAACCGUUCCUUUGAACUACACGCACGAUGGGUCGGGCACCCGAAAACGCAAAAGUUUAGUUCUGUCCGAUUUUGAGUCAAACUUUAGACACAUUAUUGAUAAAAAAUCGCAAGUUUUCUUAGGCCUUCACCCCUCUAUACCGACGGUCGCUCUAAUUAACGCGUCUAGAACAAUGGAGAGAUACGUAGAGUUGAGUUUUGUCAAACAAGUCAUUGAAAGACUGAAGGAACUGGGCGUUUGUGUUGUGCGAAUUUAUUACGGGAAUUUCAUUUCAGUGGCCCCCGGAACGGCCUUUCUGACCGUAAUGAAGGUGCACGACAUGAAAAUUAUCGAUUACUUGGACGCCCCAUGCGGCGCCACCGGUUGGCGUCAUUUCACGCAAUUUUUGCCCGAAAUCAGCGCCCAGAACGAGAUUCCGGGCCUGCUGACCCACUAUGGUAAGCAGCACAUCAAGCUGAAGGGCCCCAAACUGGGGGAAUUCCAGAGUAGUAUUCUUGUCAAGGCUGUGCAAUUUGCGUGCGACGCCCUUAUUUCGUGCGAGCGCCAGUUGAAUAUAAUAGACGAGGAAAAAAGCGAUGGCAAUGUUGGCACCCGCCUUAAGAACAUGGCCGAAGGCGUGAACAAACGCAUCAACAGUAAAAAAUUGCCCAUAAGUUGUCCGUACGGUUUUUUGAAAAAAAUGGGCAUCAUCGCCGAGUCGGCCAUCGGGGGCGCCAUGGGCUCGAUUUAUGGCGUCAUGUUUGAAAGUGCUGCCAAUUUGUUCGGGGGAUUACCCGAUACGGAGACCGUGACUCCGGGCAUGUGGGCGAAGGCGUUCACGGUGGGAGUCGAAUCCUUGAAACGAUAUUGUAUGAGGGAACCGGACGAAAAAACAAUGUUAUAUCCGCUGAAACGAAGCGAUGUAACUAUCAGAAAUGAAAUGGAAAAGGGGGAGCACUAUUUGCAAUAUUUCGGACUGGGGGUCAGCGCGGCUGAAGAGGCGGCACAAGAAACGAAGCUUCCGCAGAGUAAAUAUUCGGACGCGGGCGCGCACGCGGUCGGGAUAUGGAUGCGGGCGGUGCUUGAGGGGGUUAAAUUGAUGACUGGGGGCAAUCUGUGCGAGGGUGAAAGUUUAAAUAAAUAAUACAAAAAAACGUGU